Molecule: messenger RNA, 1861 nt
Organism: Malaya genurostris
Lineage: Eukaryota; Metazoa; Arthropoda; Insecta; Diptera; Culicidae
Product: dynein regulatory complex subunit 3-like
Exons: 7
Coding region: 85-1806 (573 amino acids)
Molecular function (GO): protein binding
Source: RefSeq, a predicted model, not a curated record
GACAGUUGAUGAGUCUACUAAACAGUUUCCCGUAUCAAGUUGUUCGAACUCGAUUGGAAAAGGUAUUAUCCGUGAUAAAAAAAAAUGUCCAAGAAGCUUGCUUCGGAAGAUUCUAUCAAUAAGGAACAGGAGCCAGGAGUGAUCAGCAAUGAUAUGCUCACUAAGGCAAUCCUCGAGCAAGGUCACAAAGGCGAAGCCGGCAGAUUGGCUCGAAUGGAUCAAGUGCAUCUGGAGUGUAUUACUGUUAUCCGAAUAGAGUUUCAAAAUAUUAUGAAAAUUGAUCACCUUUGGGUACUGAAAAACUUGGAAAUUCUCUCGCUUGCAUUCAAUAAAAUCGAUAAAAUUGAAAAUCUUCACCGACUGACCCAGCUGAGGGAGUUAAAUCUAUCGUUUAACUUUAUCGAAAAAAUAGAACAACUUGACCAAUUGAUUCAUCUGCGAACACUGUCCCUGUACGGGAAUCGAAUAACGAAACUGGAAAAUCUUGAUCAACUUGAGAAACUAGUCAUUCUCAGUGUUGGCAAAAAUAACAUUCGAACACUUAACGGGAUCGAACGGUUGCGUUUUUUGAAAGAACUUCGCUCGUUGAAUCUGGCCAACAAUCCCAUAGCGCAGGAUAGCUCAAAACCAAUAAGAUUGUACGUAGCGACUCUUCUACCUCAGCUGAAGUACUAUCAGUACGUUUUGAUAAAACCGGAAGAACGGAAAGCUGGCAAGGACAUGUUCAGUCGCGAACAACAGGACAUAUUAGAACAUGAAAAAACAGAAAUUAUCGAAAGAGAACGAAUCAUUAAGGAAAAAUCCGACGAGUUGUACUUAUCCAGAAGUUUUGUAGAACAUUUGAAUGGCCAUCAACUGUUCGAAUCACUGUUCAAGGAUGAUUCAGACGGGGAAGCUCUCAUGGCCAUUGGCGAGGAAGCCCUUGAACUGAAAAACGAAUACAUGUCCGAGGCAUACAAUUUGACUCAACAAAUUUACAAGAUUGGCUUGGAGCAAUACGAACGGCGUCAGAAAGAAAUCCAACUAUACAACAGUUGCAUUGAAGCCGAAAGAAAGAAAGCUCAAAAACUUGGUCAAGACAUCAUCAACCACUUCUUGAAUGUAUACAACCGUUUAUGUCCCAAGGUCAAAGAGAUCGUGACCGGGCUGGAACAGCACUCCUCGAAGCAGUCCGACAUGAAUGUAGCGACGUCAAAUGAGUACAACCCAAUGACUGAGGAGCUCGACGUUGCCAAGGAUGAGUUCAACUCGGUAUUUGAAGAUUCCUGGCACACGCUUAUGAACAUCGAAAUGCAACUGUUUGAACGAACCGAAGAGGGCAAUUCAAACUUCGAGAAUACCAUCAAAGAAAUGACCAACGAAUUUAUAGAAAAGACACAGGCCCAGUUUGUGCUGAUGCGCGAGGCUGAGAUAGUUUUCGGUGAUGCCCUAGUCGAAGUUGUACAGCAAUUUGUAACAUUCCAAGCAGCAUCCGGUCAUGUCGAAAGCAUUCCAGCGGCCUUGCGAGAGGCCCUUGAAGACAAGGAUGUUAUCAAUAAUCUUGCCGCUGGAAUGCGUGACAAUCACAUGCAGUUGAUUGAUGCCCGCGAGGAUAGAUUGAUUAGUCGUAGCCGGGAUUGGGUUAGAGAAUUAUGUGAUGGAAUGCAAAAUUCAGAAAUCAAGAGAAACCGCGCCAAAGUGCUGGAAAUAACGUACUUCUUAGAUCACCACCGACAAGCAUUUUUCGCGCUAUUUGAAGACGUCAUUUCGACUCAGGAAGAUAAACAACGCUUGUUUUCGAAAGUUCAGUUUACAAUAAACGAAUAGACUUUAGGAAUUAGAACGGUUAAACAUUGUUGUUUCAUUAUAAAGAAAAUGCAUA